This is a messenger RNA of Porites evermanni, 4085 nucleotides long. NCBI's taxonomy places the organism in Eukaryota, Metazoa, Cnidaria, Anthozoa, Scleractinia, Poritidae. The record is from the annotation of a GenBank genome assembly.
AUGUAUAAGCUCGAUCUUCCUAUCGAUAUGAAGGAGACCGCCGCCAUAGAACGGCGGCGUAACCGAGAACUACAGCGACAAAGUCGAAUUUUCAACGCAAGAGUUCGAACCAUUGGGGUAAGGAGGUCUUGCUUCUUUUAACCAUAAAUUAAGUUGUAGACUAAAAACUGGGAAAAUUUGUUUACAGCCCUCGUAUGAGAACGAAUGUAUGAUUCUUAGGCACAUUUUUCAAAGCUGUUCUAAGCUUUACUGGCGUAAAUUUCUAAAUUUUGCAAGAUAAGUUAGCUUGGCAAACAAACGAUAACAACAACAUAUCGAAAGACAUGAAAAUACUCUACGAAAGUUUUUUUCAUUCAUUAACACAUCUUUUGGUCCUCUAGAUUGACUUACAAUCAUUAAAUGAUCAAGUGACAGACCGAAAUAGACGGGAAGUUGAAGAGCAAAGACGCCAUAAUGCUUUUGGUAAGUUACUCAUGAUAGUUACUCCUGGCAAUAAGGAAAUAUUUUGAAGUAAAUAUAAAACAUUUUUAGCCUUUUUUGUUGGUGCAUUAAAUAACACAAUUAAAUAAUAAUUUCAUAAUGGACUGAAAGAAUACUGAUUUCACCAACAGCAUUUCUGAAUAUAACUUCUCUAUUUCCUCUUAAACAGCUGCUGACAUGACGAGAAAUGACAAAAUUGCUGUGCUCCUUCAAAGGCGUCAAGAACAUGACAUCCGUGAGCUGAACAAAGCAGUUAAUGAAUUUCGCCAGUCGCACCAACAGCCAGACGGUAGACGCGAGUUUGAUCUCAAUGAUCCUGAUGCUUUGAAGAAAGACAAACCAGCCAGGGUAUCAGAUGAUGACCCUCGUUGCGGUGUGUCAUCACUGCAAAAGUUUGUUGGAGAAGAUCUGAAUGGCAAGGCAAGAUCAAAACUACAGCAAGAGCAAGCACGGUGAGUUUUACUUUGUUGUGUUUUAUUUUUCAAACAAGGUAAUUUUUUAUUUUCCUCUGUGUGAUUUAUCUGGGACUUGUCUGGCUUCAUUGCCAAUUCUUUGUCUUGUCACACAAUGCUCCCCCCCACAAAUAGCUGCUGAGAACCGAUCAAUAUUUCUUUAGACCACAAACAGUGAAAGGGAAAGGAAUGUGGUUUGGUUCUCAGUGGCCAUUUGUGGGGAGAAGCGUUGCAUGACAACAUAAAGAAUAGCUGUGGAGCAGACUAAUCUGGGACAAAAAAAUAAACAUAAAAAUUGAACUGGUUUGAAAUGAUUAAAAUGAUGGUAAAUUGAAUCUCUUAAAACAGGCAACAAAGAAAGAAUCAACAAAAACAUCCACUCAGGGCUGAGGCUAUCCUUGCCAAUAAUAUCCAAUACUAUAUUCCAGAGUCAUUCAAAGCCUAGUUCAGGCCCAGAAAUUCUGGGUUAACUGUUAACAGAGCAUAGAGUUGGCAUGGCAACAGAUUAAGUCAACAUUACCUUUGAGCAUCAGCUGUUAACAACAUCAAUUUUCUCCGAACAAUAUACCAUCAAUCCUCUAUUAAGCCUCCCCACUUUUUAAGGGGAGGAAAGUUAAUAAGGUCCCCCCCCCUAAUUAUUAUUCACUAGAAAGUUAAUAAGCCCUGGCCCUCUCCCCUAAUUAUAAUUCACUAAUAAAUGGUUGACUGUAGUUAUUCACGACUAUAAAAUUUCAUGUGGACUGAUCCUGUAUGGUUUAAUUUACCCAUUUACCGCAACCAACCUUUUAUUCACAGAGAAUGGAUUAAGCAGCAAACAAAUGAAAAGAAUCAAGCAGAUGCAAAUCAGAAGUAUGCAGAUCAUUUAUAUGAUCUAAAAGCCAGAGAAAUGGAUCAAAGGGCUUGCGAACUUGCGAGUGCUGAAGCUGAUUGUCGGCGGGCCAUAAACAUGGCAACAAAGGACAUGAAUGAAGCAUUGGCUAGAGAAAGAAAGGCCAAGGAGGAUACUGAAAGACAACAGGAGCAAGAUGACAAUUUUACUGAGAUUUCUAAUCAUGUGUUUGGUGACAUGCUUACAGAAAAUCCUGAUGUUGCUCAGAGUGCUUUUGGCCCCCACAGGGUAAUAACGGAUCGCUGGAAGGGGAUGAGUCCAGCACAACUUGCUGAAAUAAGGCACAUUCAACAGGCCCAGAUUGAAGAGAAACAGGUAAAUAAAUAUCUCUUACAAUAAGUUAAAGGAUAUACUAUCAGUGAAAGUGCUAAUUGAUGUGAUCAUGGCCACGUAUGUGUCUUUUUCCUGUGGCUUGGGUUAUGUGCCUUGGUCAAAAGAAUAUAUUUUAAAAAAAGGAAGUUGUGAUCCGAUACGAUUCCCACAAGGAAAAUGAAUAAUUUUUUUGGAAAAGUACUAAGUGUACACAGCUGUUCUUUUCAUGAGCCAUGCUUUUUAGAAAGAGAACAUUGAAGACAGAGUAAAAUUAUUGGAUUCAAGCAUUUUAAAUUAUCAUUCGAAGCAACUUUUUAUUUCUUUCAUUGGCCAAGAGCCUACCAUGUGACCUGCAAAUAACUGCCUACAAAUAAUCGUCUGCUCAUGCACAAUGCUGUCCAACUGUGUUUGGCUGCAAAUAAUAUUCUGCACAUGCGUGAAGGAAACUGUGCUUUUCUCCUUCUUGUGAUCGCUCUUGCAUGAAAAUGGCAGAUCGCUUUGCUUCCUGAGGAUAUACAUUAAAAAUUUAAAACAAACUCGGUGAUCCAACGAUUAAUUAUUGAACUCGGUUAUCACAAAAUAAGCAUUAAACAGUCGUCACAGAAAUUAACUAGACGAGCGAUGUCUGUUUAGAACUAUAAAACGAGUUUGAGCAGGUUAUUAACAAUUUUUAACAACAGAUUGCUAAUCUAUUGUUACUGGUUAAACGCGUUAAUAGGUUUUUAAAAUUGAUGGAAUGAUGUUGCAGAGAACUAAGCUCCUAAACUUCCCAGGGAGGGCGAGGCCAUGUCCCUCACUCCACUACCCCCCUCCUCCAAGAAAAGUGUGCCUCUGGUGCAUAUUUCUUGCCUUACUGCCCAUGACUGGCCUAAAUUUUAGAGAACACUGCAUAAUGAUUGAUCACAUUUUGGGAUAAGAAUGGUCUGAUCCAAAGAAUCUGUUCCAAACACUCUUUUUAUCUGCAAAGUAUGUUAAGCCAUAUAUUGUAAUACAGGGUCAUGUAGUAAACAAUAAUGAAAAUGGAAAACAAGAAAUUUUUAGAGUUAAUCUCAGCAUGGUUAACCAAACAGGCCCCUGAUACUGUGUGCUGUUAGUAAAUAAAUUAAGUUGCUGCCAAUAACAGAAGGAUCAAACAUCCUGCCAAAAGAACUGAGUACAUGUUAGGACUGAGAAUUUUUUCUGUCUGACCUUUCCAUUUUCACUUUCUGCAGAGAUUUAAACAACAAGAAGAAGAACAAGAGAAAGAAUACAACAGAUUAAGGUUAACACAAGCCAAAGCAGGAAUCCUCGCUGAGCGAAGCAUUGAAAGAAAGAAGAAAGAGAUUGAAGUGGACCAGGCUGAUGAGAACAGGAGACUUUCAGCAGAACAAAGAGCCAAGUAAGUUAUAACUAUCAUUAAUUCUUUUCUCAUUCAAAUAUCGGAAAAUUCAAGACAUAAAUAAAUCUAUCAUUCCAUCACUUGGUUUCUUUUAUUUAGCUCUCCCCUGCUCUUUAGAAGUAACACAAUAUCAUACCCUUUGUUUCCCAAAGCUUAAAAAACAUGGGUUUGGAGUGUUUGCAAGAUUAGUAGGUGUACUUUACAUGUAUGAAUUAACUCAAAGGAAGCCAUGAACAGUACACUUUCCAAAAUCCUCUUUCAGAAUUGGGCCAAAGUAUGUCUUUGACUUUCCAAUGGUUGGUAGAAAAUUCAUAAUUUUUCCUUGCUUCAUUGCAGAAUGGAAUACCUUGACAAGGAAGUUUACACUAACGAUCCAACUGCAGCAUACUUCAUGCAGUUUAAUACAACAAGCAGAUGAAGAUUUGUGUUUCCAGUUGAACUUUCAUAAUAAAGCGGUGUUUUACCUGUGAACUUGCACAUGUUAAUUAUAUUUUAAGUUUGAGAAUGGCUUGAAGGCAUUUGCUAAUAGAAUGCAACCAAGGAGAUGGCUUGAAGACAAGGACUUUAUUUUCAC